Penicillium alfredii is the source of this 1650-nucleotide messenger RNA. It is a transcript of the gene glr1, whose product is annotated as glutathione-disulfide reductase GLR1. Bases 1 to 1650 code for a protein of 549 amino acids. The transcript is spliced from 3 exons. The record is from RefSeq and is a predicted model, not a curated record. Gene Ontology annotation, biological process: cell redox homeostasis; glutathione metabolic process; cellular response to oxidative stress. Gene Ontology annotation, molecular function: NADP binding; glutathione-disulfide reductase (NADPH) activity; flavin adenine dinucleotide binding. Gene Ontology annotation, cellular component: mitochondrion; cytosol. NCBI's taxonomy places the organism in Eukaryota, Fungi, Ascomycota, Eurotiomycetes, Eurotiales, Aspergillaceae.
AUGCUCUCCCUCCCCCUCCAAUCUUCUCGGUUCAGCGUUCGAGGCUCUGCAUACCUGACCCGGUUCCCCGUCGGGAAAUCCAUCCAUACAAAGGCGAUCGUGAAUCGAAAUCUGGCGACCUUCAAUUCGCCCCGCCCGACGACCGCGAACCCAAUUGUCCCCGGCUCUCGUCUCUCUUCGCUUUCUCGGCACUUUUCUUCUUCCCCCGCACCCCAAACCAACUCGACCAUGGCGCCCGUGGAGACGAAACAAUAUGACUACAUCGUGCUCGGCGGUGGUAGCGGUGGCAGUGGAAGCGCUCGCCGAGCGGCGGGGUGGUACGGCGCAAAGACGUUGAUCGUGGAGAGCGGUCGGUCUGGCGGUACCUGUGUCAACGUGGGGUGUGUGCCCAAGAAGAUGACGUGGAAUUUUGCGACCAUCAACGAGAUGAUGCACGUCGGCAAGCACUACGGUUAUGACAUCCCCGACAACAUCGCCAUCGACUACAACUCUUUCAAGAAAACGCGCGACGCCGUGAUUAAGCGCCUGAACGGUGCCUACGAGCGUAACUGGGGCCGCGAAGGCAUUGACCUCGUCCACGGCCGCGCAGGUUUCGUGGACCCUAAGACUAUCGAGGUGACCCUCGGCGACGGCUCCGGCACCGCCCAGUACACGGCGCCGCAUAUCUUGAUCGCCACCGGCGGCCGGCCCAACCUCCCCAAGGUCCCCGGUGCCGAGCAUGGUAUCACCAGCGAUGGGUUCUUCGAGAUGGAGGAGCUGCCGCCUAAGGUUGCGGUUGUCGGCGCCGGGUACAUCGCAGUCGAGCUGGCGGGCGUCCUGAACGCCGUGAAUGUUGAGACACACAUGUUCAUCCGCGGUGACACUUUCUUGCGCAAGUUUGACCCCAUGGUACAGAAGACCAUGACUGAUCGCUACGAGGCUGCGGGCGUCAAACUCCACCGCCACCACCCCGGGUUCAAGGAGAUUCAGCUGAUCCGUGACGGCAAGGGCAAGGACCGCCUGCUCAAGCUGAUCGGUCAUGAUGGCUCCGAGCUGGAGGUUAACGAGCUACUGUGGGCUGUGGGCCGUGCGCCCGAAGUUGAGGAUCUGCAUUUGGAACACCCCGGCGUGAAGCUAAACCACGCCGGCCACAUAGUGGUGGACGAGUACCAAAACACCUCUGCCAAGGGAGUGUAUGCGCUGGGCGAUGUGACCGGGCAGGCCGAGCUGACACCAGUUGCCAUCGCCGCCGGCCGCCAACUCGGCAGCCGCAUCUUUGGCCCGCCCGAGCUCAAAUCCGCCAAGCUCUCGUACGAGAACAUCCCGACAGUCGUCUUCUCGCACCCCGAAGUCGGCUCUAUCGGCCUGACCGAGCCCGAGGCCCGCCAGCAAUACGGCGAUGACAAGGUCAAGAUCUACCACACCCGUUUCACCGCCAUGUUCUACGACGUAAUGCCCCCCGAGGAGAAGGCCAAGAACCCUACCGAGAUGAAGCUCAUCUGUGCCGGGCCCCAGGAGAAGGUCGUUGGCCUGCACAUCUUGGGUCUAGGCGUCGGCGAGAUGCUGCAGGGCUUUGGUGUUGCCGUCAAGAUGGGCGCUACCAAGCAGGACUUUGAUAGCUGUGUUGCUAUCCAUCCUACCAGUGCUGAGGAGCUGGUCACGCUGCGGUAG